AUGUCGAGCACACCCAUCAAAUCCGUCCUCAUAGUAGGCGCCGGUCCCUCUGGUCUCCUCCUUGCCUUGCUCCUCGCCACUCUAUCACCGCCCGUAAAGAUCACAAUCAUUGACGCUGCACCGACUCUGAACGAAGCACCACGCGCUACCCAUUACGGACCACCAGCCAUUCAACUCUUCCGCAAAGCCGGGGUCUUGGCGGAAAUCAGACGCGAUGGCUACAUGCCGGAGAAGAUCUGCUGGCGCAAGCUGAAUGGCGAAAGGUUAGCGGGCUAUGAUCGGAGUCUGCUGCAUGACGGCGGCUUGGACGGGGAUGGGUUGACUGUUUACUGGGUCGGCAGGCUGUGUAGGUUAUUGGAAAGGGAGCUGAAAUCGCGGACAGGGACGACGGUCAAGUGGGGACAUAAGGUUGUUGAUGUUAAGUCUGGGCUGAAGGUAGAAGACAAGGAGGUUACGGUUGUCGUGGAGGAGCCUGAAGGCAAAACUGUCGACUACUCGGCCGACUACAUCGUUGGCUGUGACGGCGGCAACUCCACCAUCCGGCGGUUGAUGCACGGUCAACGCAACUUUCCUGGCUUCUCCUGGGAUGUGCCAAUCGUUGCCACGAACACUCUCAUCGACCUAGACCAAUUUGGUUGGGAAGACACGCAAUUCAUCAUCGACCCCGUCCACUGGUAUAUGGCUGCACGGAUAGGGCCACACCCAGACCCAAAACAGAACGUCUGGCGGAUCAGUUACGGCGAGAAAGCCGGACUUACCAACGAGGAGCUGAUGGAGCGGCAGGAGAUGAAGUUCGAACAGAUGCUUCCUGGGCACCCGAAACCGAGCGAGUACAAGAUCUUGAAUAAGAGUCCUUACCGAGUCCACCAGCGGUGUGUGGAGAAGAUGCGAGUUGGACGCUUCCUUCUGGCAGCUGAUGCGGCUCAUCUCUGCAACCCAUUCGGCGGCCUAGGACUCACGGGUGGUAUUGUGGACAUUGGAGCACUGUUUCAGUGCUUCGAGGGUAUGCACAAGGGUCUGGCGGACGACAGUAUACUGGACGUGUACUGCAGCGUGCAGCGGCAGAAAUGGCAUGAGAUCAUCAAUCCGGUCUCGACAGGGAACAUCACGAGAAUGUUCAAGCAGGAUCCGGACAAGGCGUUGGAGGAGGAUGAGACGUUGAAGAUGAUCAAGAGGGCCGAGACGGAUUUGGAGUUGUCAAAGCAGUUGCAGGCUAUGGCGAAUGAGUUGGUGUAUGAUUAUACGAAGCAUUACUCGAAAGCGGCGGGUGUUGAGGGGGCAGCGAGGCUGUAA
Baudoinia panamericana UAMH 10762 is the source of this 1293-nucleotide messenger RNA. RefSeq lists its product as uncharacterized. The record is from RefSeq and is a predicted model, not a curated record. NCBI's taxonomy places the organism in Eukaryota, Fungi, Ascomycota, Dothideomycetes, Mycosphaerellales, Teratosphaeriaceae. The transcript has a single exon. Gene Ontology annotation, molecular function: FAD binding. The coding region runs from base 1 to 1293 and encodes 430 amino acids.